Cyphellophora europaea CBS 101466 is the source of this 1737-nucleotide messenger RNA. RefSeq lists its product as uncharacterized. The coding region runs from base 1 to 1737 and encodes 578 amino acids. The record is from RefSeq and is a predicted model, not a curated record. The transcript has a single exon. Lineage: Eukaryota; Fungi; Ascomycota; Eurotiomycetes; Chaetothyriales; Cyphellophoraceae. Gene Ontology annotation, molecular function: protein kinase activity; ATP binding. Gene Ontology annotation, biological process: protein phosphorylation; spliceosomal complex assembly; regulation of mRNA processing.
AUGUCGAAUUCGUCAGACGAAGCUCGAUUGGGAGCAAAGCCUCCGGCGUCAGACGAGGGUGCGAACGAGGUACAAUAUGCCCACCGUUACAUGCUACCACCAUGCGAUUGCGAAGAUCUAGAGGAGAGCUACCAGCCAGGCGGCCUCCAUCCAGUCGUAAUCGGUGAAUGCAUCGCUAAUCGCUACCACAUCGUCCACAAGCUAGGAGUAGGUAGCUCGGCGGUUGUAUGGCUCGCUAGAGAUCAAUCGCAUGAUCGCUAUGUCGCGCUGAAAAUGCUGAACUCAUCGUGGUCCUCGGAAUCAGGUGCAAGAGAGCUCAUCGCUUACAAUUACUUACAGUCUCUGCUGCCUGCUAAGCAACAGGAUCUAAUGGUACCACUGUACGACUCCUUUGAGAUUGAAGGUCCCAAUGGCAAACACCUUUGCUUGACCCUCGGAGUGUCCGGACCGAGCUUAUCCAGUAUUAUCACUCGCAGUGCUUCCCAUCAACUUCGGCCGGACGUGGCUCAGUUACUAGCUCGAGAGCUGACAUACAAUCUCAACUUGAUUCAUAAGGCUGGAGUCAUUUACAAUGACUUCAGUCCCAACAAUAUCCUUUUCAAGCUCAACAACGACGUUAAUGAGCUAUCUAUUGAGGAGUUAUACGAGGCCUUCGGGCAACCGGAGGCGUUUGAGGUGCAAGCAUCUAAUGCAACUGAAGAUUUCACGAGAACACAUGCACCAACCUAUGUCUAUCCAGCACUCGACUUCACCAGACCCGAAGCAUUGAAGUUCGUGAAUCCAGGCCUCACCCUAAUCGACUUCGCCGAAGUGCGCUAUGUUCGCGGCCCCGAAACGGACGCUAAGCACGGCGUAACAAUCCACUAUACUGAUCCAGAGAGCCUCUUCUGGAACGAGAAGCCCGUGCAAGCAUCAGACGUCUGGAGUCUGGCCUGCAUACUCUUCGAACUCAGAGGGAACGAUACGCUUAUUACAUCAGGAGUUCGCGGCGCAGAAGACGUCAAGAAUGGCAUGAUCCGCCUUAUUGGCGCCCUGCCGGAUGAUUGGCGCAACCGUCGCGAAGAUCAACUCCGUGCGGAGGCGGAAGUGGCGGGGAUCAAGAUCAUUGAGCAUGGAGAGAGGACCGACACUCCACCAGACUUUGACUUCAGCGACUUUGAUUGGAGCGGCAUGGAUCGACAGAUGGCGGAGCUUGAUGCGCAGUCUAGGGAGCGGGAACGAAAGAGCAGGACAGCAGUCUCUCGCGUUAUAUCAGCCAUCUCCAAGCUGAGGCGAGCAGUCCGUAGUCUCUUCCGCCGAAAUAGUCAGCACGAACCCUUUAUUCCGCCGCCAUUGUCGAUCGGGGAGGGUCUGCCAAUGGUGUCUCUGAGCCUAGAGGAUGCCGUCAAGAGCAUUGGCAAAUGGACCGACUGGUGCCACAUGACGGUGGAAGAACGCAUGGAGAAGCUUGUCGCUGUCCGUCAGAUCUUACACUCGCUUGGAGAGGAGCCUGUCACGAGAGAGGAGUGCGAUACUGGCCAAACUCCCCACGCGCCUCUUUCGGGAGAGGAGGCGGUUGACUUCAUCGAUCUGCUCAGCUCGAUGCUCAAGUGGCACCGGAGUGAUCGCGCAACGCUUGAUGACGUGCUGAAGCAUCCCUGGUUCACGAAGGACUACGGUCAUGACACUGAGAAGCCGUGGCUGGAGAAGUACCAUCGUGGCUACAUCUACUAUGUGAAUGGUAAGCGGUGGAUAUGA